Molecule: messenger RNA, 1713 nt
Organism: Besnoitia besnoiti
Lineage: Eukaryota; Apicomplexa; Conoidasida; Eucoccidiorida; Sarcocystidae
Product: apical membrane antigen 1 protein
Exons: 9
Coding region: 1-1713 (570 amino acids)
Cellular component (GO): membrane
Source: RefSeq, a predicted model, not a curated record
AUGCUCGCUGUUGGCGACACGAAAGAGAACCUGUGGGCAACCGUGUCUCCUUUUUCAGAGUUCAUCCGAAGGUUCAACAUUCCAGCGGUUCACGGAUCUGGCAUUUACGUCGAUCUAGGCCGUGACACGGAAGGUUACCGAGAGGUUGCCGGCAGAUGCCCCGUUUUCGGCAAAUUUAUUCAAUUGCAUCAACCAUCUGGCUACUCUAACAACUUCUUGGACGACGCCCCGACGGCUCGCGCUUCAUCCAUGAGGCCACUCCCUGGGGGUUUUAAUAGUCCGCAAGUCUACACGUCGGGCCAGAAAUUUUCACCCGUUGAAGAUGCCCUCUUGAAAAAAAAACUUGGAGCCUCGGCACCUCGAACCGCAGUCGGACGGUGCGCCUUAUACGCAUACUCAACCGCUGCCGUCAAUCCUAAAACGGGCGCCACCAGCAACUACAAGUAUCCAUUCGUCUACGACGCCGCAAGCGCAAAGUGCUACGUCCUUGCGAUCACCGCUCAAUUUCUGAAGGGUCAGAAGUAUUGCUCGGUCAACGGCUCUCCGAGUGGCCUGACCUGGGCCUGUUUCGAGCCACGGAAAGAAAGUAGCAGCGCAGGGCAGUUUGUCUACGGAUCUGCUUUUGUGGCGGAAGGCAAUCCGGAUGAAUGGCAAUCUUCUUGCCCAAAUGACGCUGUCAAAGAUGCACUCUUCGGCAAGUGGACAGGUGGCCAGUGUAUUCCGUUCGGCGCCACAAAUUCAAUAGAAGCGGAGCCGGCGUCGAAAAAGGAAGAAUGCUGGAGUAGAGUUUUUCUCAACACGAAGGUCGCAUCAGAUGCGCCAACCACGUACCCGGAGACAGCCCAAAACAGCUGGAAUGAUUUCUGGCCGGUUCAUCAGCAGUCUUCGCCGAAAUCAGGUGGCGUUGGCGCGAACUGGGCGAACUUCUACAAGGAUGAGGAAAGCGGCAAGACGCUGUGUGCAAUCUUCGAUGUGGUCCCGGACUGUUUCGUUUCCGAGGGUGGUGCUGUUGCCUACAACGCACUGGGCUCUCUAACGGAGGUCAACCUUCCCCAGUGUAACCCCGAUUCGUUUAUCCCGAUAGAAGGCCCGUGCGAGGAUUGUCUGCAGACUAUUACUACAUGCUCUCAGAACGAGCUCGUCCAAACAACGAAACGGUGCUGCAUCGACCCUGAGGUUUCACCUUCCCCACCCGAGCCUCCAGUCGAACCGCCCGAGCCUCCAGUCGAACCGCCCGAGCCUCCAGUCGAACCGCCCGAGCCUCCAGUCGAACCGCCCGAGCCUCCAGUCGAACCGCCCGAGCCUCCAGUCGAACCGCCCGAGCCUCCAGUCGAACCUCCCGAGCCUCCAGUCGAACCUCCUGAAGCCCCUAUUGAGCCUGAGCCAGAGCCAUCUGUGCCGGUGCCUCCGACAGACGAAGCUGGAAGUGGAGUUGCACCACCAGAAGAGAACGGUGGUGUCAACGCCGCAUUGAUCGCCGGCGGCAUUGUCGGCGGCCUGAUGCUCUUAGGUGUGAUUGGAGCGGGUGUAGGGAUGUAUUAUCGGAAAUCUACACACCCUGCCGCUGACCACCUUGCGCCUGAGGUGGCUGGAGGCAGGGAGGGAAGUAGGGCGAGCGAUAUCGCACUUCCUCCGGACCAGUCGUGGUGGGAUGAGGGACAGACGGACAACGAGGCACUGCUGGGUUCUAAAACCAUGGAAGCCAACUACUAA